Bactrocera dorsalis (oriental fruit fly) is the source of this 7197-nucleotide messenger RNA. RefSeq lists its product as uncharacterized. Lineage: Eukaryota; Metazoa; Arthropoda; Insecta; Diptera; Tephritidae. The record is from RefSeq and is a predicted model, not a curated record. The transcript is spliced from 6 exons. Bases 281 to 7144 code for a protein of 2287 amino acids.
CCUAUCCACUCUAAUUUAUGAAAUUUAUUUUGUAAAGAUUGAAAUGUACGGAUAUUCCUUUAAUCAAUUGUUGGUUGCAGCAGGUGCAAUUCAUAAAUCUCUUCGAUAAAUGAUAUUAAAAGCAACUCUGCCGCAAAGCGAAAACAAUUUACUUUUGUUGCUUUCUGACAGCGUAUAUUUUUUAUUGUAUUGCAAAUCCUUCAACAUAGGCAGAAUUUUUAUUUUCUGGAGCGUUUAAAUAUAUUUUUAAAUAAUAUAAAUUGAGUAUAGUUGAAUACAAAUGGAUUUAGAUGACUUAGAUAUCUACGAAGAUUUGGAUACAUUCCAGCAAGAUGAAGAAAAGAAAACCGCAGAACUUCUUUCAUUGGAAGCAAAGUAUAAUGAUUCCCUGAAAACGAUUGAAACUUUGCAGUUGGAAAAUGCGGAUUUGAAAAAACAAAUAAGGCGAAUAGGUAUUAACUUUCAAAACUUGUUGGACACAGCAAAAGCAGAGAUCAAACGCAAGGACAAACAAAUCGAACAAUUACGCAAAGAGAAGGAUGAUAUCUGCUUCAGACGUAAGCAACCAAGAAGGGAAUAUACAGAUGUUGCAAGCACGUCGCAGAACACAAAUACUUGGAUUAAAAACGAAACAGUUUUACCUACAGCAAAUACUAAUGAAAAUGCGCAAAUAAGCAGCAAAAAUGUUGAAGCCAUAGACAAUGAACAUCCGAGUGCAACCUCGUACAUUUCACGCGGUCGUGAAAUUACACAUAUAACCGAUGACUAUAAACAAGAACGUCGCAAUGAAAGUUUGGAGCGUAAGUACAUUAGUGAUCCUCAGCGUGAAAAACACAACAGUAGCAAUAACCCGAGGGAACAGCAUGUAUCGAGAUACAAUGCGCGUGGUACGGAACGUGAGGGAAGUGUCCGAAGCGCCACAAUAGAAUCUAGACACAGUCAUGAUAGCAGAACAGCUGAACGGGGUCAUAGCAUUAAAAAUAAAACUUUUAAGAGUGAAACUGAAAAAGGAUCAUAUAACAUCACAGACAAUGACAGACGACAACAUUCCUAUGAUAGAUUGGGCGGCCGUUCCAGAUAUCACGGCAAAGAGGAAAAAACCAAGUAUGAAAGUUAUGAUGGUCGCCAUGACAGGCGGAGCGAUAGCAAAGAAGCAAGAACCAAGUCGGAAAGUUCUAACUUUCGUCACGACAGGCGGAGCGAUAGCAAAGACGCUAGAAUAAAGUCUGAAAGUUCUGACGUGCAUCAUGACAGGCGAAGUGACAGCAGAGAUGCAAGAAUCAAGUCUGAAAGUUCUGACGUGCGUCAUGACAGGCGAAGUGAUAGCAGAGAUCCAAGAAUCAAGUCUGAAAGUUCUGAUGUGCAUCAUGACAGGCGAAGUGAUAGCAAGAGACAUCACGAGGAUGGAAAUAAAAAAUCUAAUGAAGCGAAUGAGAAAUCGCGUGAUAAAGUUAUGAAUAUUAAUAGAAAUGAAAAUGUAACAUAUACAAAAAAUUCAGAUGGCCUUACACAAAGUAAAGAUAUUCAUGGGAAAACACUGAAUCCUUUUAAAGAAGGAAGAAGAGAAGAUAAAUUAAUUGAUACUCCCAAAUUUAGUGAAAAAACGCAUGAAGACACGAAGAAUAUGGAAAUAGGUCAGGAAGGUGAUUUUUUAGAUAAGCAUCUGCCAGCCUCCAAAGACUCACAAAGUCUUGAAAAAUUACUGGCAGAGCAAAAGCUAACCAAGGAAAAAUUAAUAGCGCUAGAAAAUGAGUUUUCUUGCAAAGAAGCGGAUAAAAAUGCAAAUCGCUUGUUGCCGGCAGACGGUAUGACAACGCCAAAGAAAACAACUUUGUUUGACGAACUUUUCGGCAACACACCCACCAAUGCGGGCGAUGUAGACAGUAAUGUGAUUGACUUUGAAAAGGAUAGCAGCAGUUCGGCAACAACCUCUCCGAGCAAUUAUACCGAUACCAGCGAGCCGACAAUAAUAUCUUCCACAAUCAAUAGUAAGAAGACAGCUACGAAUGACUAUUAUAUACCAAUAAAAAGAGAACAAAACAGACAAAAUAAAAAUGAUGUCAGUCUUGUGGCAAACAGCGAUAACGGUUGUUUGGCUGGUAAGCAGCUUAUUUCCAGUCUCACUAGUAAAAAUCAAGCUGUAAAUGAGAAUUCAGCCAAAGAGUCAGUCACUUGUGUGAAAACAACUGAAGAAACGAUAGAUUAUGCCAAAAUAGCCACAAUUUUACUAUCAGAAGACGAGGAAGAAACUGAAAUUGCACAAGCAGCUGAAACACACGAAGAUGAAACCUCCAAAAAUAUAGCCAAUUCUAAUGGGAAUAAAAUUAAUGGUGACAUACAAAUUUUGUCGAACAUACGUCGACCCAAUAUUUAUGAGAUACGUGCACACCAAAGACGACUGCGCGAACUCGCUGCAGCUAAAAAGGCUAAACGCGCUAAGAUUGCGGAAACGGAUACUAUAAAACAAAAUGCAGCGCAAAAUAUUACUAAAGUGGUUGUGCCAGUUUCGGAACUGGUCACCAAAGGCAUACAGAAGAACACGACAACAACAACAACCGCUGCAGAAAAUAAUGAAGGUGUUGAUUUGGAAGUGAAAAGCGUCGAAGCAAAAAUUCAACAGGAUAAAAACACGCAUAAAAACUCACCACAGUUAAGCGCUGGAAUUAGUGCCGAUACAAAUGUCAUUACACUUAAUAAUGAAACCACUACAGUAGUGAGUAUUUCAGAUGCAACUAAAAUCGCUGACCAGGAAAGCAUAGAAACCUUGAAGUUGGUGGAUAAAAAUGUUGCGCCGCAUUUGGAAGCGAAUACAGAAGCUACGAAUAAUGAUAAUUCGGUUGCAAAUGAUGAUGUACUGAAGGUUGAUACAUCGAAGCAAGUUAAGUCUGAUGCUCUAGAUAUUAAACGCCAAAAUGAAACUGAGGAAUCUAUAAGUUCAAAUAAUACUGAAAGAUCCGAACUGGUUCUAAAUGAAACAGAGGAUAUUAAUGUAAUAGACACUGCGAAAACGACAGAGAAUGUCGAGCAAAUGACCACCGCAAAGACCAUUUUAAAUAACGCUAUUAGUGAUGCAUUGGAGACUGCUGAGCUUAUAGUAGAAAAGGCGGUUGUGCAAAAUGAAACGAAAUCAACAGAAAUUGCAAAUAAAACGGAUAUAACAUCAGCUGAGUGUGCAGCAACUAAUAUCAACAAUAAAAAGAAUGAAUCUGGCGGUUUGUCUUUGAGGCUCACUACUGUGACCCCGAACAACGAUAAGCUAGAUACGGAUUUGUUGACAAACGACAGUGAACGGAAUAAAUCAAUAGGAGAAUCCAUAGAAAAUAUUAAAGAAACACAGGAACUUGAUGAGAGUAACAACGGAAUUUCGCAGACCAAUAAGGCUUCCGAAAAUAUCGCACUUGUAGAAGAAGAGUCAGCUCAGCUUACGAACCAUCUGUUACAAAAUAGUCCAAUGAAUAUUGAAGAAAAAGAAUCAUGCAAGCAAAAUGUAAUUGCUCAGCAGAAAGAAAUUACGGAAGUUAAAGAAAAUGAUGAGCAAAAAGUAGGUAUUACAGACGAAGAGAAUAUGCAAGCAACUGAAAAACUGCUUGAAGCUGUAAAUACUGCAAAUGAAACUACGAUUGAAGUAAAAGUUGUGUCUGAGAAUACUGAGAGUAACUGUGAUUCAGUGUUAAGUGGAGAGAAGAGCGACGGAAAUAACCAUGAAAGUAGUGAAGCAAUUACAGAGCAAAAACCAAUUGCACGAAGUGUGGUUCCCGUACAAAAAGUUGUCUCUCAGCCGGCAGUAUAUAAAUCAGAAGAAUUGCUUGACUCUAAAGACACUACAAAUGAAAGUUCCAGCGAAACUGAAAAUGAUAUAACGAAAAGCAGCGAAGUACCUGCUACAACAAACACAAUUAUAAAUGAAACUGAAAGAAGUGCCGAUUGCAACAGAAAUGUGGAACGUAAUGGUGCGGUUAUUGAUAAGACAGAGAGUACUGAACCCAACGGUAUUCCUGCAGAAUCCGCAAUUGCAGAAAGCACGACUGAAAAUGGUAGUGAUCCUGUUAUUGAGAAGUCGGAGAGUGUAAAAUGUAACGGUAUUUCCGAAGAAUUCUCAAUUGCAGAAAACACGACUGAAAAUGGUAGUGGUCCCAUUAUUGAAAAGUCGGAGUGUACAAAACACAACGGUAUUUCUGAAGAAUCUUUAAUUACAGAAAGUACGGCAGAGAGUGGCAGUGGUUCUGUUUUUGAGAAGUCGGAGAGUAAAAAAUCCGCAAUUGCAGAAAGCACGACAGAGAAUGGUAGUGGUUCUAUAAUGGAAGAGACGGUGUGCACAAAACACAAAGGUGCUACUGAAGAAACCGCAAUUGCAGAAGGCUCAACCGCUCUCGACGAAAGUGCGCUGCGUAAGACCGAAGCUGCGGUGUCUUAUUUAGUUAACAACAUGGACAAGCCGACCAAUAACUUCAAAGAUGGAAAUGAAAAAAUAACGGAAGUUCAAAAUGUAUCCAACACAGAGGCAAAGAGUGCGGUGGAAUCAAAAAUAGUUGAGAAACAAUCUAAGGCAGCCGAUAACCAACGGAAUAAAAAUUCAAAAAGUAAAGCGAAAGAACUUCCGAAUACCGUAAAUAAUUCCCCCGAACGUAACGUGCUUAUUGAGAAUAUGAAGCGCUCCGAAGUUUUGUGGAAAUUUAAAAUACCUAAAAUUUCUGCGAAAAGGAAGAGAGAAGAGAGCGUCGAUGGUAGUAGUGCGAAGAGAGAAGAGAGUGUCGAUAGUGCAAAAGAGAGUAAGAACGCAGGCACUGACGUAGUUCAAAAAGACAAACUUUCUAUUAAAGCAGAAGAACCAAUAAUUCCAUAUAAGAAGAAGAAGAAUGAAAAGUUAAUACCAAAACAAGUGCAAGAGGAAACAAAGAUGCUUGAGAUCAAUGGAAAUAUAGACAAGAAUCUAUUAGAAACAAAAACGCUAUUCGAGAACCAAAAGAAAAGUGAGCGUAUCAUAAAAGAAAUCGACAACUGGGCAAGAAGGAAGGUGGGUGAGACAACGGAAAAUUUCGAAACAGAAAAUCAAAUAGAAUAUACGCAAGCACACAAAAUCUCCUCUACCAACAAACACGAAACUGUGGAAAAGACACAGAGUAAAGAUGAAAUACACACAAUACAAAAGACUGAUGAGCACAAGGCACACAUAGAUAAAAAUAGUGAAAGUACUACGAAUGAUGCCAAAUGCGUCACCGCAAAACAACAGGAUCAAAAUAAGCGGCCAACAGAAGAGAGAAGUACGCGUGAGCGCAGUAGUGAGAAGAGAGAUCAAACACAACUGUUAAAGGGACAGAACACAAAAAUUCAAGAGCGCCGAAAGAGUCAAACAAAAGUAGAGCACGACGAACACUCACAAGGCACGAAACCUCGAAACCGAAAUGUGGAAAUCCAUAAGGAAAAGAGUCAAAAAAGUGACGAAAUGGCAGCUAAAUGUGGGCAAAGGAUUGUUACAAAGGCGCAGCGUGGUGAAUUAAAAACACUAAAGGUAGAAAUUAGUGUAAAAGCAAAUAAUACCGUUAAAAAGGCGCUUGGAAGUCAUGAAUUAGAAGAGAAAUCUAAGAAUUCUUCCGAAAGGCAUCUUCAAAAUGAAAAUGCCGUUCAGAAAGCGCUUGAAAGUUUGAAAUUUUCCACUAAGGAACACCUAACCUCUAAAUCACAGACCGCAGUAGCUACAGUUUCCAGCGAAAUAAAGACUGUAAAAUGUGAUAUCUCAAAAGGGUCGGCAGACGAUUUAAACCAGAAGAAAGUAAGCAAUAAAAAUUAUUCCGUUGCGAAGAAAAAAUCAACUGAGAAGGAACUGAACGAAGCAGACGCUGAUAACCACGUAAAGCGCGCCAAAACUGAUAUCGGUGGGGGUAAAAAAGAAAAUGUACAAAAACUAACGGAAAAAGAAGUUACUACUACCGAAGAGAUGCAAGUUGCAAGCGAUUCCCAUGCAGAAACAACAAAUGAUCAUCAAAGAAUCGCAACCGCAUUUAACCAGACACCGAAGCGUCGGAAAACAAGUACAAGCAGCGAUGAUUCGGAAGUUAUGUCCAAAUCGCAACGACGCAAACGCUUCAAAAUGCGUAUUGAAGACAGCGAUGACGAUGAGGAGUAUGCAACGCACUCUCCGCCUACUGCAGUGCCGGAACCAACAGAGUCGCAAGUUGAUGUGGCACGAAAAAAUAAAGAUAUUAUCGAUAUACUGCAAAAUGAUCGAGCCAAUGAAUCGAACGACAAUCUGCCUGCGCCUCAAACACCGACCUCACUACCGAUGAACGUCAGUCAGGAUGACGAAUAUGAAGAAAUCGAUUCGCGUAUGCAAUUAAUGUUCGCUUCGCCCAAAAUUGCAGACAAAACGUCGUCCAGCAAUUCGCUUGCAGUCGCCAAUCAGCUCAAGACUCAAUUACUGCAGUCUAGUUUGAGGGAUAGUGCAGUUGUAGCGACUGUUACUUGCGCUGUUUCGCCCAAAAUAGCAGACAAAAAGUCGUCUACCGAUCAACUGGUAGUCGAAAACCCGAUUAAGCAGCCAAUUUUGGAGGAUCGUGCAGUUGUAACGGGACCCCCUUCGCCCAAACCUGCAUCUAAAGCAUCGUUUGAACAUCCGGCUGUCGCCAAACCGAUUACAUCCCAACUAACGCAGCCAAUUUUGGAUGAUCCUGCAGUUGUAACGGGACCCCCUACGCCCAAACCUGCACAUAAAGUGUCUUCUGCUGACCCGCUUGUCGCAAACCCGAUUAAAUCCCCACUAACGGCGCCAAUUUUGGACGAUCAUGCAGUUGUAAUGGACGUAACUGGUACCGAAGCACCAAUCGGUAUUGACUUACCUAUUAUUGAAAGACCUGCUUUCGACGCGAAACCACCCGCUGAUUUCAAUGUAACGGACAGUUUCCUCAGCGACAUCAGCAACAACUCUUUCCUCGCAACCGAUAUGAAUGUAACCAUAGAUGAAACCAAUCAUACCAACACCUCGCUCAGCGAUAGCAGUUUGAGUACGAAGCACAUUUCGCUCGGUUCGAGUGAUUACCGUUUUGAAAAGGUUUCGGAGAAUGUUGUGAACCUGUUUAUAACGCGUAAACGUCGCGGCAAGCGAAAGCCAACUGCCACAAUAACAACAAAUACAGUAUCGGCAACUUAGCUUGUAAACACACCACGAAUGUUGUAUAUUCGAAUAUAUAUACUAUAUAUAUA